Molecule: messenger RNA, 2089 nt
Organism: Camellia sinensis
Lineage: Eukaryota; Viridiplantae; Streptophyta; Magnoliopsida; Ericales; Theaceae
Source: RefSeq, a predicted model, not a curated record
UUUGUGAUAUCUAAGGUCCCUCAAUCCCACACCCAUGCAUCACAGAAAAAAUUUGAUUCUCUCAAAUCAAACCUCAUCUCUCUCUCUCUCUCUCUACGAACUUCUCCAUUCUCAGAUAGGAGACAACAAGCACAAACAAGGCCGAAAGUCCAAAAACCAACUCCCCGAAACCUUAGAUUUCCCAACCACUACUGUCGUCGCCGCCGCCGACAUAGCCUCCUCUUUCUCUCCCACUGACAAUAAUGACAUUGUUUUCUCCAUUAGCAACGUCGAGCGAGUAUGUAGCCAUUGUGCUCACUCCCUAUGGAACAUUUUCUCUCUCAUCUCCCUCUCUUUGGUCGAGAGUCUCGUCAGGUUUGAACGCUAUGUCUGUUAUUGCUACAGCUGUGACUUUCUCUCUCCCCAUCUUUCUUUCUCGAUCCUUCAAAUUUAGCAACAAACGGAUUCUUUGGAAAUGGCGGGCAAUUCUCCUCACGACGGAGGUUUUCCAGGUGCCGGCGAUGAUUUCGAUCCCAUGACUCUACCUCCGAGGACCCGGCCUUUCAUUCCCGGGAGGUACCGUCCGCCAGCACACGUCCUUCCGCGUGCUGUCUUCCGUCAUUUUACCAGUUUUGACGAGGGAGCACCCGGGGAUCUGCUUCUCAGAGAGCCGGAGCAGCAUCUCUCUCACGAGGCCCGAGAGGUUUGCUCCCGCAGUGUGCGGGGAUAUGGCUCCACCAUGGCGCGGGAUUGGUAUGCCGAGCUCCCGGAGGGUGUUCGAGACUUAGUGCACUUGGCAGGGUUCGGGCCCUUCUGCGUCGGGUUGUCGCGUUGUCCUGCCAGGAGGACAUUGAUGGCAGCUUUGGUAGAGAGAUGGUGGGACACCACCAAUUCCUUUCAUUUCUCUGCUACCGGGGAUAUGACCAUGACCCCUUUUGACUUCGCUGUAUUGACUGGUUUAGACGUCGGAGGUUGGUCCAUCCCUUACGAUGAGGAUAUGGGCGAGUGGGAGGCCGCCUGGAUGUAUCUAUUGGGGGCUCACCCACCUGUUGACAGGGUCUCUGGGAGAGUCCGAUACACUUGGUUCUCUUCCCAUUUUCGGCGGGCGGAGAUAGUGCCCGAGACUCCCGAGGAGACGGAGCAGUAUGCCCGUGGUUUCUUGAUGUUCCUCUUCGGGAUUACCCUGUUCGCCGACAGAGGGAACACCAUUGGGCUAUACCUGCUGAGCGCUCUGGUUGACCUAUCGCAGGUCAGUAGAUAUGAUUGGGGUGGCGCCGGCCUGGCUACCCUUUACUUUUAUAUGAGCGCGACCUCCCGCGGGCGGGGCGAUUUGCUUGGCGGCUAUUGAAGAGCCUGGGAGUUAUGGGUCUAUGUAUACUUCCCAUCAUUAGCCCCAGAGCUGGAGGUGGUAGGGAUUCCCGUGACCCCAUAUUCAUUGAUAUUCGAGGGCCCACACAGGCCGAGACCUCGAGAGACCCUCCUUCGCCUGCGACAGUAUUUCGACACUGUGCGACAUUCAGAGAUUACAUGGCAGCCCUGGGUGUCCCUGGGUGAUGGUCUCCGACUUCAGUAUACCGGAGCAUCGGACAUCUCCCAGUAUAGGGUCCUGCUCGAAGGGCCGGUUGGCAGGGUAUGGUUCCUGGGGGAGCGCUUUCUGCGUCAGGUAUGGGGGUAUCUUUCUCAGGAUAUUCCCGCAGUACCCCCAGCCAGUAUGCGGACCGCUGACAGACUCUCUUAUUCGGAGGUAGUCGGCGCCAUGCUGGGUAGUGAUGCUUUGCUAUAUAUUGAGGAGGGGGACUACGCCACUUACCGUCACAUAUAUUUGAUGCCUCCAUUGACGGAAGCUCGUAUCCCGAUGAUGAGGCCUACCGGUAUGUCAUCCUCGGACCAGGCUCGGGCUCGGGCUGCAGACGCCCCUUCUACUAGCAGGGCCGGUACAUCUAGAGGUGGGAGUAGACCGGUUCCUCCGGCUCCGUCGAUUCAUCCUCAUCCCGGAUGGCCAGAUAUGCCUACUGAGUUGAUGGCGUGGCAGUAUGGGGCUAGCUUUCCGACUCCGAUUCCACUAGAGCCUCCGAUGCCCAGUGAUCGAUACACCAUUGAUCCGGACUCA